Messenger RNA from Didymodactylos carnosus, 1323 nucleotides. The record is from the annotation of a GenBank genome assembly. Lineage: Eukaryota; Metazoa; Rotifera; Eurotatoria; Philodinida; Philodinidae.
AUGCGAGAAAUUUUACAUUUACAAGUCGGCCAGUGUGGAAAUCAGAUUGGAUUGAAGUUUUGGGAAGCGGUGUGUGAUGAACAUGGAAUUGAUCCAACAGGAACCUAUGUGGGUGAUUCAUCACUCCAGCUUGAACGAAUUGAUGUGUAUUUUACAGAAGCACAAGGUCAAAGAUAUGUGCCACGAGCAGUAUUAAUUGAUCUAGAACCAGGCACAAUGGAUGCUACAAGAGCAAGUGCAUAUGGGAAUUUAUUUAGACCAGAUAAUUUUGUUUUCGGACAAAAUGGAGCUGGUAAUAACUGGGCAACAGGACAUUACACGGAAGGUGCCGAAUUAAUUGAAAAUGUUAUGGAUGUUGUCAGAAAAGAAUCAGAGGGGUGCGAUUGUUUACAAGGAUUUCAACUCACACAUUCACUCGGUGGUGGAACUGGUAGUGGUAUGGGCACAUUAUUAUUAUCAAAAAUGCGCGAAGAAUAUCCGGAUCGUAUUAUGAAUAGUUAUUCUGUAUUUCCUUCGCCAAAAGUAAGUGAUACCGUUGUUGAACCGUACAAUGCAACGUUGAGUGUUCAUCAACUCAUUGAAAAUACGGACGAAUCAUUUUGUAUUGAUAAUGAAGCUCUAUACGAUAUUUGUUUUCGAACAUUAAAAUUAAAAACACCAACAUAUCAAGAUUUAAAUCAUUUAGUUAGUUCAGCAAUGUCCGGUGUAACAACAUGUCUGAGAUUUCCAGGUCAAUUAAAUGCCGAUUUACGCAAACUAGCAGUAAAUAUGGUACCGUUUCCUCGUUUACAUUUUUUUCUAUGCGGUUAUGCUCCACUGACAAAUGCUAAAUUAGAACAGUAUCGCAUAUUAAACGUGUCUGAUCUAUGUCAACAAUUAUUUUCUUCACAAAAUAUGAUGGCGGCAUGUGAUCCAAGACAUGGUAGAUAUCUAACGGUGGCCGCCAUAUUUCGAGGUAAAGUUUCAAUGAGAGAAAUUGAUGAACAAAUGAUGGCAGUACAAAGUAAAAAUUCAUCAUAUUUCGUCGAAUGGAUACCAAAUAAUGUUAAAACGGCCGUAUGUGAUAUAGCACCAAAAGGACAAAAAUUAUCGGCAACGUUCAUUGGUAAUAGUACAUCGAUUCAGGAAAUAUUUAAACGUAUUAGUGAACAAUUUACAGCGAUGUUUCGUCGUAAAGCUUUUCUAUUUCGUUAUACGGAACAAGGCAUGGAAGAAAUGGAAUUUACCGAGGCUGAAUCAAAUAUGAACGAUUUAAUCUCGGAAUAUCAACAAUAUCAAGAUGCUACACUUGAGGAUAAUCCAGGAGAUGAAGAACAAGAAUAA